Corvus hawaiiensis (hawaiian crow) is the source of this 4287-nucleotide messenger RNA. It is a transcript of the gene PARVB, whose product is annotated as parvin beta. Gene Ontology annotation, cellular component: focal adhesion; cytoplasm; actin cytoskeleton. The transcript has 13 exons. Gene Ontology annotation, biological process: substrate adhesion-dependent cell spreading; lamellipodium assembly; actin cytoskeleton organization. The record is from RefSeq and is a predicted model, not a curated record. Lineage: Eukaryota; Metazoa; Chordata; Aves; Passeriformes; Corvidae. The coding region runs from base 172 to 1269 and encodes 365 amino acids. Gene Ontology annotation, molecular function: actin binding.
CUGUGGCUGCAGCGCUUCCCAGUCCUGCGAGCGGCUGUGAGCGCACACGGCGGGCUGGCCCCGCUCGCUCGGGCGAGUGAUUCCCCGCUCCCGGACUUGGUUCGGCUCCGCGGGCCCCGCAGCCCCCGGGCGGGAUCGGGCAGGGCCGGGCGGGCUCCCCCGGCAGAGCCGAUGUCCGCCGCGCCCGUCCGGUCCCCGACGCUGCGGCCGCACAGGAUGAAGAAAGAGGAGUCGUUCCUGGGCAAGCUCGGCGGGACCCUGGCCAGGAAGAAGAAAGCCAAGGAGGUGAGUGACCUCCAAGAAGAAGGUAAAAAUGCCAUCAAUGCGCCGAUGAACCCAAGCACCGUGGACAUCCAUCCAGAAGACACACUAUUAGAGGAGAAUGAGGAACGCACUAUGAUCGAUCCUAACUCAAAAGAAGACCCCAAGUUCAAGGAACUGAUCAAGGUUCUAAUUGACUGGAUUAAUGAUGUGCUGGUGGAGGAGAGAAUCAUUGUCAAACAACUUGAAGAGGACCUUUAUGAUGGGCAGGUGCUGCAAAAGUUGCUGGAAAAAUUGGCUGAUCGUAAACUGAAUGUGGCAGAGGUGACACAAUCUGAAAUUGGUCAGAAGCAGAAGUUGCAGACGGUCUUGGAAGCUGUCCAUGAUCUACUUCGACCCCAUGGCUGGACAAUCAAGUGGAAUGUUGACUCCAUCCAUGGCAAGAAUCUGAUUUCCAUUCUUCACCUUCUGGUGGCUUUGGCAAUGCAUUUCCGAGCUCCCAUCCGGCUGCCUGAGCAUGUGUCAGUGCAAGUGGUGGUUGUACGGAAACGUGAAGGCCUCCUUCAGACCACUCACAUUUCGGAGGAGCUGACGACCACGACAGAGAUGAUGAUGGGAAGAUUUGAGCGCGAUGCCUUUGACACGCUUUUUGAUCACGCGCCAGACAAACUCAGCGUAGUCAAAAAGUCUCUGAUCACCUUUGUGAACAAACACUUGAAUAAACUGAAUUUGGAAGUAACAGAGUUGGAAACCCAGUUUGCAGAUGGUGUUUACUUGGUUUUGCUCAUGGGUCUCCUUGAAGACUAUUUUGUUCCACUUCACAACUUCUACUUAACACCUGAAAGUUUUGAUCAAAAGGUGCAUAAUGUUUCUUUUGCUUUUGAGCUGAUGCAAGAUGGAGGCCUGAAGAAGCCAAAAGCUCGCCCUGAAGAUGUUGUCAACUUGGACCUGAAGUCUACCCUCAGGGUUCUGUACAACCUUUUCACGAAGUACAAGAACGUUGAGUGAUGCUGGAAGCUGCUGAGGUCUCUUCAUCCUUCAACCUCCUCAGACAGAAGUUACAAUAAACACGCCCUCUGCAUGCUCCCAUUGUGCCUUAUGCUAUGUACUUCAUGCAUUCUUCCUACAGUUGAUGUGUUCUCUCUGUAGCUGUUUGUAAGACAAUCCCACUAAAAAUGAUGCAUGUGUAUUCUCUAGGUCACUUGAAAACGUGUAGGUAUUUCACACUUUUACCAGAUGGAUCAGUUGUUUGCUAUAAUCCACAAAUGUUCUUUUGAGGAAGGAAAUACACCACUAACUACUUUAUAAGCAGGGAAAACAUGAGACCUUCCCUUUGUGUCUCGAGCCUCUUUGCUUCUGCAGAAGACUUUCUUUUGCAUACUCCUUGGUUGCAACUGGCAUUUAAUGGUUUUCCAGCCUUAAGUGUUAACAAUAGAAAAUCAGCAUUGGAAUUUGUUUAGAAGCUGAGCCUUUUCUAUUAAAUAAGAUUUUGUGUGGUCUGUUGGGUGGGUUGGGCUGAGGGGAAUUACAGGCUCUGUCUGAAGCUAAUGGCAAAAGCUUCAGUUUUUGUGUUCACCUCAUUCUGCUCAGUGUUACUUCCAUUCAGUGUUUACACAGAGUAAGUCUUGCAAUGGGAUGACCAACUAAUCUUUUGAUGUCUAGUUUUUAUUUAAUUUCUUAUCUAGAAGAAAUUUGGUUGCUAGGGCCACUGUCACCCGUUAAGCAGGCAGCUUCAGUCAGGUUGGUCAGGAGCUGAUCACAUAGGCACAGGUUGGAUUAGUGCAUUUCCCCCAGUCCUUCUGAAACUAAUGGGGGAAUGAUGAGUUUGGUCUCAUGUGUGGAACUGCUCCUCUGCUGAUGUGGGUGGUGCAGCGCUGUGUGCUGGGGGCUGUGCUGGAACAGGAGCCAUCUGAGUGGAUUUUUGAGGAGAGCUUUGUGGAGGAAAUGGGAUUGGCAUUUCCGGAGUAAAUGAUUUGUGGAAUAUGCGUUCAAUAUCACACUUUUCCUUCGAGCACAGAGAGGAGAGAUUUGAUUGCUGCUUUUAUGUUCACAGCAGCAACUUCUGUUUUAUGGGCAGCCAUUCCUUUGGGUGAAACACUAAGCAGAGUGCCCUGAAGGAGAGCAGGUAGAAUUGCUCUGCUCCAUGGGCUCCCUUGAGUCCUGUUGUAAGUCAGCAUCUUCUUUCCCUAAAAAUAGAUUUCUUACACCAAACAUUAUUUGCCUUUGAGUGCAGGUUCAAGAGGAAACAUGCUAUUUGAAUGGUAUAAUUUUACAAAUGGGAUGUUUCUCCUUCCCUUCUCAAACAUUUGUUUCAUCUCAAAGGGAGAGAAAUGAGCUUCUGCUUAUUUGGUUUGUAUUUUUGGAUUCUGAGUUCCAGUAUUUGGAUUACUUGGGUCACCUCCCCUCACACCUCUAAAAAAUAGAUGGAAGGAAGUUGCCUUUUCUUUGCAUGAAAAAUUCAGAUCUCCUCUGCUCUGCAAGGCUCUCUGGGGAAUCUUUGCUUGCCUGUACUUUAGGAAGGAGCUAGCCUCUCAGUGUUUAUACUGAACCUGGAACAAGUGGAUGUGAAGUUCAGAUGAGGCCACUGAACUCCACCACAGCACCAAUAGAAGAGACUUGCACAGAUGCUAAAGCCUGGUGGGACAGCUCUCCUGGCAGGUGAAUGAAACUGGUCUAACUUUUGUGCUGAGAAAUAAAGGUAUCAUGAAACUGGAAGGUCAUUGAACUGAAAGGUCUCUCAAACUUUUAGUUUAAUGCAGGGUUAUUUGCAGGAAGCAAGUCUGUUAAAGAGUUGUCAUUCACCCCCCUCCCUUCAGGUGACGAGGAAGUGCCAGCUCUCUUUAUAUUCCCUGAGUGGCUGGGAAAGACCUCCUGAGAGUCUAGUUUUUGAAAUUGCAAGCAGUAUUAAUAUCAAAAUCAAUCAGAAGAUAAAACGAAGAGAUUGGUGAGGGUGAUUUGGCCUUGGAAGGGGGAAUGGCUGUUUCUGAGCUGGGAUCCAACAGCUGGCAUCUUCAGGGCACAUGAGCAGGUUAUAAAAGAGUGUCUCUAUUGUUGAAUUAUGUGUUUCUGGUCCCCUUGCUACAACCAUGGGUCUCCUUUAGCAUUCCUUCUGUUAAUAUCCCUGUCAGGGGGGGCUGCUGCCUGGGUCAGACUGGGGGUGGGUGUCACAGCCUGUUCUGUUGUGGUCUUGUUUGGUGGUAGAUGUUGCACAGGGAAAAUACUUUUUUCAUUCCUUGGCUCCUGGCUGUCUAGCCAGCUCACUGUUCUGUAGACACUGUCUUUAUUGUUAAUCAGAGUUGUGAGCAGGGCAGAUUGAACUGAAGUGUAGCUUCAUCCCAAUCAGCCCAGUUUCCAGGAGGAGCCAUGUAGGUAAAGCUUCUCUGAAUGCCUGCUUUUGUCAUGCCUUUCGGUGACACAUGCACCGUAAUUCUUUGCCUCUCAGAAAGCUGAGUCAGUGUUAAAAAUGUUAUUCACGAUGUCUUUGUGUUACUGGGGUUUUAUGUAUGGGUACCAGUCUGAAUCCUGUUGAAGUUCAUCUGGAAUGCUGAAGGCUGUGCAGCUUUAAAGCUCCUGCAUUUGUAAGUGCUUAAUGAAUGUCUGUCUUUUCCAGUCCAUACAACUUGACUUUUAGAUGCAUCAGAAGAAACUCAGAUAGUCCUCAGCUGCAUUCUCUUUUUCAAGAUGAAAAACCGACAGUGGCAGAUUUUUUAAAAUAAUUUUAAAACGUUUAGGAUUUCUUACCCCUCUUCCCCAUGCCCCCAGUGCUUUCAGUAUCAAUGUAUUUUUUAAGUCUUUUCUACUGUUUUUAACAGUGUUUACUCUGGAUUUCUAACUACUAAAAACCAGCCUUGCAGAUAAAAUUCUGGACUUGUCAUAUGUUGGAGACAUCCAUCUUAGUGAUAAGAGUUGUGUACUGUAAGCAAGUUACAAUGCAAUGCUAUGUUUGCUAAAAUUCACAGCAGGAGUGUUUAUGCAUGGGUUUUGACAGUUGUACUAUUUAUUCAAAUAAACAAAUAAUGACCACUA